Messenger RNA from Triticum urartu, 950 nucleotides. RefSeq lists its product as uncharacterized. The record is from RefSeq and is a predicted model, not a curated record. Lineage: Eukaryota; Viridiplantae; Streptophyta; Magnoliopsida; Poales; Poaceae. Gene Ontology annotation, cellular component: UDP-N-acetylglucosamine transferase complex. Gene Ontology annotation, molecular function: hexosyltransferase activity. Gene Ontology annotation, biological process: dolichol-linked oligosaccharide biosynthetic process.
AUAGGAUCUGCCAACUACGACCGCACGACCUAACUGAUGAGCUCCUGCAGUCCGCCGCCGCCCCGCGCGCUCCCGACCCCCCGCCGUCCUGCGCGCUCCGGCCACCGUGCUGCUGCCGCCUGCUGGCUACCGCCACCGCGGUGCUGUCCGCCCUGGGCUGAGGUCUCUACACAGUCCCGGAUUCCACCGCCGGCCGCCGGGCCCUGCCUCCGCUGCGCCCAGCCGCCCACAAAUCCGCGUCGCCGUCCUACUCCCGGGCCGUCGCGCUGCACUCGAGCUUACUCUUCAGAAGAGAUGGGAGAUAGAGAAAGGCGAAUGGUGUUUGUCACAGUAGGGACGACAUGUUUUGAUGCUCUUGUCAAAGUGGUAGAUUCCGAGGAAGUCAAACAAGCACUACUGCAGAAAGGUUACACAGACCUUCGGAUUCAAAUGGGCCGAGGAACAUACACGCCAUCCAAGGCCUCGGGGAAUUCAAAUCUUCAAGUUGAGCAUUUCACCUUUUUACCAAGCAUAGCUGACAACAUACGAGAAGCAUCCUUAGUCAUCAGUCAUGCAGAUUCUGGCCGCAUAUUUGAGACGCUGCGAUUGGGCAAGCCUCUUAUCGUCGUUGUGAAUGAAGAUCUGAUGGACAAUCACCAAAGCGAGCUAGCAGAGGAACUGGCCGAGAGGAAUCACCUUUUGUGUGCCCAUCCACAAACGCUGCGAGAGACUGUCGAGGCGAUGGAUCUGAAUGCGCUCCAGCCUUACGUGCCAGGAGAGGCGAAGCCAGUUGUGGCACUGAUCAACCAAUUUCUUGGUUUCCCCGUCGAUUGAUAGUACACGUUUUCUCUUCAUGUAGAUGAAGUUUAACAAAACACUGAAAUGAAGUUAUUACAGAUCCAAAGUGCAGAGUUUAGAUACUUCACCCUGUUUGGAACUGAAAGACUUUUUUGUUGUUGUUGUUGGUCUAA